Messenger RNA from Apiotrichum porosum, 555 nucleotides. RefSeq lists its product as uncharacterized. Gene Ontology annotation, biological process: mitochondrial respiratory chain complex I assembly. The transcript is spliced from 3 exons. Gene Ontology annotation, cellular component: mitochondrial inner membrane. The record is from RefSeq and is a predicted model, not a curated record. Lineage: Eukaryota; Fungi; Basidiomycota; Tremellomycetes; Trichosporonales; Trichosporonaceae. The coding region runs from base 1 to 555 and encodes 184 amino acids.
AUGAUGCUCCGUACGGCCCUCCUGCGAGCUCCUCUCGCGAGCACACGUCUUGCUCGCCCCACCGCGCGCACAUUCCACACCACUCGACCCGCCUUUUCGGGCCUCACGAACCUUUUCGAGGCAUCCGACAACCCCCCCUUGUCUGUCGACAAGCUCACCAACGACGGUUUCCUCCUUUCCGACGGCCUGGUGGUUCCCGGUGGCGUGAUUUUUGCCGACGGCAGGGCGUUCAUGUGGGACGUGGAUCCGCCUCACCUCGAGGCUGGAGGCACACUGGAAGGAGCUUGGAAGGGGUGGACAAAGGAGCGUUUUGAGGUGUUUGAGAGGCUGGUGCCUCGGCCCGAGAUUCUUGUGCUCGGUACCGGCGCGCGCGUCCUCCCUGCCCCCAAGUUUAUCCGCGACUACAUUUCGAGCCUGGGCAUCCAGCUCGACGUUAUGGACACGCGUAACGCUGCUUCCACCUACAACCUCCUCUCAGAGGAAGGCCGUACCAUCAGCGCCGCACUGUGUCCUGAGAAGGCUGUCGACUCGCGUACCGGUCUGCCAAGGGAGUAG